UUAGCCGCAACAGCAGCAGACAUCAUACAGCAGCCGAAUUUUAUCUUUUUUUUUUUUGUUGGUGUGUAAUUCCCGAAGAGUGGGGGUGGAUUGUCCUGAACGAAGGUCCUUGUGGGGGCCCUUUUAAUCCAACAAUUUCUUUUGUUUAAGUGUGAAAAAGUGCAUAUCUCAAGUGUGUGAGUGCGUUUCGGGGAAUGAAACUAAACGACGUGUAAAGCAGAAAAAAAAAAGAAUUACACGAAACCCUCUGUUCGGCGGUAACACCUAUGGAUUACCAUCAGCUAAGCUGCAUGGAUUAUUGAUUUCCUUGAGAGAGAUCACCAGUGAAAACAGUUGGGUGUAAAAGAAGAUUGAAAUCAGAUACCCAGAAAUUUAUGGUCUCCUAAUUUGCACGUCUCACAGCAGCCACCGGAAAUCUUCAACAACACAACGAAAAGGAAAAAAAAAGAAGUGUCAAACUUUUCUGGCUGAGAAAUACCAAAGGAGCAGCUCUGGUUCUAUUUUUUUUUUGCGUGAUUGCAUUACGAAAAUAAGGAGGAGAAAAACGAAUGUACGACAACAUGACAACGUACAUGCUGUCGGAUUCUCCGGAAUCCGGAUCGGGAUCGAAUCACCAACUAGGCGGCAAUUCCAGUUCGAACGCGCCUUCGCUCAUCGGUUCGCCUAGAUCGACGCCCGUCUUCGGCAACAACGGUCAUGCCCUGAAGACAAACGGUGGUUUAAUGAUGAACGGAUCGUCAGCCGUUGGCAAAGACAUGGCCGGCCAUCAGAUGUGGAAUAACGUCGGGCACACACAGCCGCAGAUGCCUCCGCCGGCCAUACCGCAACAUCAUCACCGGAGCAACAACAUCGCCGACGAGGAGAACCAAUCGCUGCGCUCCGAUCACUCGAAUUCGAUGGCCGGCUUGUCUUCGAAUCGCGUCCAAUCGACCCGCUCGUCCCGCCAUCAGCCCAAUCGUCCGCUCACUUCGUCCCAGUCGAACAAGAGCAACAACUCCGGACAUCACCGAUCGCACAGGAGUACGCGGUCGGGACAUCGGGAUCAUCCGAUUUCGUCUUCGCCCAUGCAAACGUCAGCUGUCCUGGGCGGUAACAACGAUCGUGGCAAUAACGGCCAGCACCAAGAAGUCAUUGAAGUCCAAAUUCUACCACAGGAUGACGGAUGGGGAGACAACGCCACGGCCAUAACGGGCAACACGUCCGUGGCGUCCGGAUCGAUGGAUGACGUGUCGCGACUCGGCGGAGGCGACGGCGGCCGCGACGGCGAUGGCGGACCCAACGAUCCGGCCUGGUCAUCCAACGCCAUGGGUCAGUUUCAGAGCCAAGGCAACCUCGGAUGGAAUUUCAAGUGUCAGCGCUACCUCGGCUCGAUCACGGCCGCCGUCCUGGCCGCUUUGGCCGUCACCACGCCCAUCGCCAUGGUUUUGCUGCCCCGGAUGCAGAUCGUGCCUCUAAGGUCGGAGCAGCUUCGUUGCCCGGCCGAAUGCGAAGGCCUACUCAUCACUCUGACGGUGAAACUGGUCCUGCUGGCGCUGGGCAGCUGGGCCGUCUUCUGGAGACCGACUAGAGCCACAAUGCCGAGGAUUUUCUUCCUCCGGACGCUCGUCCUUCUCCUCGUCUUCGUCACCACGUUCGCCUAUUGCCUCUUUUACGGCGUCAGAGUCGUCGAACAGCAGGAUCAACUUGAUUACAAGGCGAUUGUGACGUUUGCCUUGUCACUAGUCGACGCCCUAUUGUUUGUCCAUUACGCUGCAGUCUUGUUAUUGGAGAUUCGCCAAAUGCCGCCCAGGUAUUAUUUGCAUGUCAUUAGGAGUCCCGACGGCAUAUCCAGAGGCUAUCCAGUAGGAGCCAUAUCGAUACAACGGGCUGCCGUCUGGCUCCUGGACAAGUACUACACCGACUUUCCCAUCUACAAUCCGUUCCUGGAGCGCCUGCCGCCGCGGAGGACCCGUUCCAAGUUGCAUCAUUCGUCCUCUUUCAAGUUCUACGACCUCGACGGCCAGAACAAUGACGGAUCUCUGAAUCCUGCUAAUGCCAGAGGCGUUUUGUCGACGACCAGCUCGUCCACGACGGCCCGGCGCAACAAUUCCAGCCACAACGAAAGAUUCUACGAAGAGCACGAAUACGAACGACGUUUGAAAAAGAGGCGCGCCCGUCUGGUCACGGCCGCCGAGGAGGCUUUCACUCACAUCCGACGACUCCAAGCUGAACCCGGUCCAGCAGUGCCGAUGGAUCCUUACGAAGCGGCUCAGGCCAUCUUCCCGUCAAUGGCCCGCCCGCUGCAAAAGUACCUGAGGAUCACGCGCCAGCAGCCGCGCCACACGGUCGAGUCCAUCCUGCAGCACCUGGCCAUCUGCCUCAGUCACGACCUCUCCGCCCGCGCCUUUGUCGAAAAGUUCCUCGUUGCCUCGCCCGUCAUGCAGAACGACAAGGAAAAGUGUCCCAUUCAAACGUGGUCGCUCGUCUGCGACGUCCUCUUGUCUCGCGGCAUCGAGGAUGGCACCGUCUUCCAGCUGCGACAAGGAGAUGUUUCCCUACUCUGCCGCAUCUCCAACUUGCCCCACUACAACAUCACCGAGGAGAUUAUCGAACCCAAAUCCAACAAGUUUGUUUUGCGACUCAGUUCGGAGACUUCCGUUUGAACUCGCGAUGUGUCCGCUCCGUCGCUAGUGAAAGGGAAAUAUUUGUUUACGUUUUUUCUUUAUUUAAGGAUUUUUGAAAAGAAACUAGUCGUCUCAUUUUUUUUUUUUUUUGAAAGAACAACGCCCGUUGCGUUUUGUGCAAUUUUUCUUUCUUUUUUACAUUUUAGGUUUUAUUAAAAAAAAAAAAAUUGUUUUCAUUUCUUUUUUUGUUGAAACGUUUAAUAUUCAAAUGAAAAUACUCGCAGACAUAUCGAAUUUAUGUCGAAUGUGCGCGUUGAAAUCGCCCUAUCGUCGUAAUCAACUGUUGGCUUCAAUGAUAAUUAGAUUCCCCCCGCCCUUCGCGUCAUGUUCACGUGUAAAUAAUCACACUUGUUCAUAUUAUAUCGAUGGGAAACUCUCAGACAUCGGCCGUGUACCCACCUUAAGUGUGGCAUGCAAAUUAGAUGGCCCAGUUUUUUUGUUUGUUUUUUUCACCCGAUCUGGUUUUUGUUUUUCUAAAGUAAUAGUUUGCUACCAUCUCUCUUUUGUUCGACCCCUUUCUUUUUUUUUUUCCAUGACAUAAUGAUCUUCCCCAUCGUGUGUAACAAACAAAACAAUAACAACGAAUUAACAAAAGAAAGAAAACAAAACAAAAAAAAUAGUUGAAUGAAGGUGCCAUGUCCCUCCAUUUGAAAACAAGAGAAGAACUGCCUGUACACAUUUGUUUGUAACAAAACAAAACAAUACAUGUUUCGUCUGUGA
Molecule: messenger RNA, 3383 nt
Organism: Daphnia carinata
Lineage: Eukaryota; Metazoa; Arthropoda; Branchiopoda; Diplostraca; Daphniidae
Gene: Vang
Product: vang-like protein 2
Exons: 10
Coding region: 549-2642 (697 amino acids)
Biological process (GO): establishment of planar polarity; multicellular organism development; Wnt signaling pathway, planar cell polarity pathway
Cellular component (GO): plasma membrane
Source: RefSeq, a predicted model, not a curated record